UAUGGUUGACAGAAAGGCUUAUCAUUUGCUUUACCACCAAUAUGAUUUCAUUGAUUGUCCUCUUCUGACACUGUCUUGCAACUGUUGGUGUGAAGUAUAAGAAACUAGAUUUGAUUUAGUAAUUUCAGCUCUCCUUGCAUGGAGUUAAUUUUGAGGCCAGCCAUUUCAUUGCAUCCGUGCUAAGAUGCCGAUGAAGGUGGUUGUUUGGGACAGCUAAGUUAGUUAGGUUUUAAGGCCGACCAAAGUUGGUCGCGCGCUGAUGCAGGCUAAUUCUAAAUGUCACGUUGCAUUUGUGAUGUGAAGUUUGGGAAGAGCUACAGAUUAAGCAAUGACCCUUACUUAUUUUAACUGUAUUUGAUGGGGAGUUGUGUUAGUCUUGUCAAAGCUUAAGUCAGCCAUUCACACUGGUAUUGUAACUAGCUAGCAAACGUUAACGUUACGCCGCUAGCCAGUACUAGCUAACGUUAGCUACCAUCAGCUGACAGGUCACCGGCAAAACCUUUGGCUUUGAGCUGGCAAACUCAGUAGCUAGCGAGUUAGUCAGAUAUCUAAAAUAGGUAGCUAACUACGUAAUCUCACAGAGGCAAAACUCAGAGAUUGCAUCUAGCUAACAAACUUAAAACCAGUUCAGUUGCCAAGUCUUGAAUUAGCCGUUGCUAAUAGCUAAAUUGGCUGGUUUGACACAUCGCACUCGAACUUGGCUCUCAUCAACUUGCUACGCAUUAGCAACGGGGCAAAUGUUCGGCACUCAAUGUAAACCCUUUUGUUGCGAAUUAGCUGGCUGGUCAACUAAGAAACGACUGUUUACUAAUCUGGAAUGACUUGACGGUGUGUCCAAUUCUGUCUGUAACAUUUAAUUGCUAACCUUUUGAUAGAAACGAGCAAGAUUUAGCUGAACGUUUAACUAGCUAGCUUGCCACCUUGCGUGUGGCUAUAGCUUGCUUCCUAGCUAUUUUAGCCUACGACAUAACAUUCACAUUUAUCAGAGGACCUCGUUUUACUUUGUGUUAGUUUAGUUUUGUGUAAGUCUAAAGGGAAAUGGCUGGUAACGCACUCAUUGGUGAUCCAAAUAAAGACACAGAAGAUGCCAGUGAAACUGACCUGGCAAAACAUGACGAGGAUGACUAUGUGGAAAUCAAAGAACAGAUGUACCAAGACAAGCUGGCGUCAUUGAAAAGGCAGUUGACGCAACUCCAAGAAGGAACACUUCAGGAGUACCAGAAGAGAAUGAAGAAGCUGGACCAGCAAUACAAGGAGAGACUCCGUAAUGCUGAUCUCUUUCUCCAACUUGAGACAGAACAGGUGGAGAGGAACUACAUCAAAGAGAAGAAGGCGGCGGUGAAAGAGUUUGACGAUAAGAAAGUUGAGCUGAAGGAAAACUUAAUUGCCGAGCUGGAGGAGAAGAAGAAGAUGAUAGAGAAUGAGAAAUUAACGAUGGAGCUGACAGGCGAUUCCAUGGAGGUGAAACCCAUCAUGACCCGGAAGUUGAGGAGGCGGCCCAACGAUCCAGUCCCCAUUCCAGACAAGCGGAGGAAACCUGCACCUGCUCAGCUAAACUAUUUGCUAACAGAUGACCAGAUCAUGGAAGAUCUGCGAAUACUGAACAAGCAGCUGAAGUCCCCCAAGCGUCCAGUGUCUCCGUCUUCUCCAGACCAAAUGCCCACCAUUCCAAUGGAGUCCCCCUCACAGCGCUAUGAGGCACGCAUCGAAGAGGGAAAGCUGUACUACGACAAGAGAUGGUAUCAUAAGAGCCAGGCCAUCCACCUGGAGUCCAAGGAGAACACCAAGAUCAGCUGUGUCAUCAGCUCAGUGGGAACAAACGAGAUCUGGGUGAGGAAGACCAGCGACAGCACCAAGAUGAGGAUCUACCUGGGACAGCUACAGAGAGGAGCGCUUGUCAUCCGACGACGGUCGGCAGCGUAGAAACGACACCAUGCCCCUUCCCAGUGUCUCUUCAUCCAUCCAUCCAUCCAUCCAUGCCUUCAGCAUCCUUCUUGUUCCUUUCAUUUUGUACAUGCAGUAUGUUGCUUCCCCCUCAUCAUCAUGUUUCUCCCCCCAUCAUCAUGUUGCUCCUCCUCAUCAUCAUGUUGCUCCUCCUCAUCAUCAUGUUGCUUCCCACCUUCAUCAUGUUGCUCCCCCAUCCUCCCUACUGUGUGCCUGAGGAAGUCUGCUCAAUGACUUUGUGGUUUUUCAAUCAAUCAGGACCACUGGAGGGGAAGAACGAUGCAUUCUGUCAGUAGCCAUCAUCAAGCACAGGUGGAAGCCAUUUUUCCUUGCAGGUUUUGUCUCAAAUAGCCCUUUAGGCAGUUGAGGAGACCUGGAAUGAAUGGAUAGCCUUGGUAUAGCAAAUGUUGUCAUGGCUGCACUAUGCCUUGUUAUAGACUUAGCUGUCCAAUGCGCUCAGAUCUACACAAGUGCUUAGGGGCUAAAGGUGGACGUUUGGCUUGGUCGUACAUGUCUGCCUUUAUAUACCUAACAUGGUUCUGUAACAGUUUCCGUCAGCUGUGCCACUCAGCAUAAAUCAUGCCAUGUUUUCUAGGAGGAAAAUGGACACAACAUUUCUCUUCAUCUUGACAUUGGUACUGUUUUUUCUGCUUCUGGUCAAUUAACCUUUUUUUUCUUCAUAAUAUAUUGGAUUUACUUUUAAGGUUUUAAUUUUGUAUCUGAAUUAUUGACAUUAAAUGAGUUCAGUUUAACCAAAUGUGGAAUA
Molecule: messenger RNA, 2710 nt
Organism: Coregonus clupeaformis (lake whitefish)
Lineage: Eukaryota; Metazoa; Chordata; Actinopteri; Salmoniformes; Salmonidae
Product: sin3 histone deacetylase corepressor complex component SDS3
Exons: 11
Coding region: 1039-1923 (294 amino acids)
Biological process (GO): negative regulation of transcription by RNA polymerase II
Cellular component (GO): Sin3-type complex
Molecular function (GO): histone deacetylase binding
Source: RefSeq, a predicted model, not a curated record